AUGCGAUCCAGUAUCGCCUGCGCCCGGUGCCGGCGCAGUAAGAUCAAGUGCGUCAAUGCCGGCAUCGACACCACCUGCCGGGCCUGCGAGUCCUCCGGCCGUGAAUGUGUUUAUCCCACCCCAGCGAUUGGUGUGACCGGGAAACGGGAUCUAGCAACUCUGGCUGAAGGAGAUGACCGGAAUGGUGAUUGGGAUGGUCCGAAACGCUCGCGCCCACGCAAGUCCAUCGGCAUGUCUGGCGCAUCUCCCGGCUCCAAGGCGGGCCUGGAUGCUUUGGACUCGUCGAUUCUCACUACGAAAGUCUGGGAGGCGGUCUUUGAUCUCUUCCAGUCGCAUUUCGCUACUCUCCUGCCCUUCUUACACCCUGCGACUUUCCUCGGCCAGAUCCGACUUCUUUCUACACCCCCGGUCCCACCGUCAGUCGCCCCGCUAGAUGGUCAGGAUGCACACAACCCGGCCCUCAAGACAGACCCGUCAUCUUCAUUGAUUCCGCUCGGAGUCCUCGCGCUAACGGCUCGUUUCCAUCCUCCCCUCGUGGCAUUUCACUCACCGGCCUCACCCGGCCACUCUUCCAAUCCUCUCGCCGCAUCCGAAUACUAUGCGACAGCGUUGCGCAGCCGGCUGGCCGGCCUAGAUGGCGCAAACCUCGCAGUACCCGAUUUAGCUCGGGUACAAGCUCUGUUGAUGUUGGCGCUGCACGAGUGGGGGAUGUGCCGGGGAAAGAGUGCCUGGGUAUAUGUGGGCAUGGCCAUCCGGCUCGCACAGGCCAUGGGCCUACCAUUUGAAUUGGAGAACGAAUUCCCGUCGCGCGAUGUUUCCCGGUCGUCGCCAGGCUUCAAGACCGAGGCGGACCACUUCGGUCUCACCCGCCGCGUGGAGCCCAAGGAACUUACCUCCGACGACAUUAUUGCACAGGAGACGAAACGUCGAACCUUUUGGGCUUGUUUCCUGUUGGACCGGUGCCUGAGCAGCGGCAAGUAUCGGCCUCGGAUGAUCCGAGUCAAAGAGCUCGGAAUCCAACUUCCGAGUGACAAUGCUUUUGCCUUUGGCGAGCGUGUACGGACGGCCCGUCUGAAUGAGCCGACGGCACGCCGUCCACAAAGCUUCGGUGCACAGGGUGUGCAAAUCCCCAGCAUUCGACAGAGCAUUGGCGGGUUCGGUGAUGAGAAGCUUCAGACUGCUAAUGGCACUCCUGAUAACAAGGCCUGGUCACCGGUCUCCCGGCGCAAGGAUUCCAGUGAGGACGAUGUUGAUCGCUGGGAGGUUGGUGCUGAAGAGUCAGUGCUGAGUCGAGUGAUUCGCAUCAUCCGAAUCUGGGGAAGCAUUGCUAAAUGGUCGUGUGCUGGCGGUCGACGAACAGAGCAGUACCCGCCCUGGCACCCUGAGUCCCGCUUUGCGUCGCUGCGUAUGCAACUGAACGAGUUCCAGGACAGCCUCUCCCGCAACCUACAGUACUCUCUGCGGAAUACCGACACCCAUAUCAUGUAUAAGACCACCCUGGCCUCAUAUACCGUGAUGCAUGUCGUCUACUUCCUGUCUGUCAUCGUCUUGCACCGCGCUUAUAUCCCAUUCCUGCCUCUUCGCUGCAAUGAGCCGGUGGGCCCAUUGGAUGAGCCACUGUUCCCCUCUGAUAAAGUCAGCGGUCCUCCCGAGGCGUUCUGGCGUGAUAGUGCUCGCGAGUUGUUCAAGGCUGCCCGCCAGAUGGUCGACCUCGUGGUCACCUGCCAGGCUCGGGGUGCGCUCGUGGAAAGCCCGCUGGUCGGCUUCGCGAUCUACAAUGCCGCCUUCAUUGGUGUAUAUGGUACGCACUUCCCCCACAUGGAUCCUGAGGGUCUGCUGGGUGUACGGUCACCCCCUCCGAGCCACGAUAGCCACCAGCCUGGUGCUGCCCAAGCUCGCAAGGCACUUGAUAUCCUGCGUGAAAUGCGACCCCGUCUGAAGAUGGCUACUGGCUGGUUCCGCACAUUGAACCGUCUGCACAGCUACUUCUCCAAAGUCAAGCGUGACUUCCGUCGGUAUUCACGAAACAGGCUAGACAGCAUGUCGGACGCAUCAGAUCAUGGUCCCGCCAAUGGUAUGCGACCCAUUCGUGAAGGCGGAUCUGGCGGUGGCUUGGAAGAGUUCAGGCUGCUGGAGAAGCUGUUCCUAGACUUUGGUACGAUCGAAGACCAGCUGCCAGAGUCUCUUGAUGACGAUGGUACCGCGAUUGCCAUCACCGGCGAGCCCAUGCCCGAGCGGACUAUGAACCUCAGCGACGCCGGCAGCAAUGCCGUUAAGAGCGACGUCGACGGCAGCGAGAUCUUUGACGGCGGUCGUCGCGAGUCCUGGGUCCCUAUCAACAGCCCGGGUCUGCCACCGCCAGGUCACGAGGGCGACCGCCGUCCAAGCCUGCCACUCCCCAACAGCCGGCCGAUGCCUUCGCAAUCACCCUACUCCCUGCCCUCGCUGCAACAGCACCACCCGGAUGGACCGAUGUACACCUCCUCGCCACCCAGUCUGCCCAGCAUCGCAGCAACCACUCAGUCACCCUCACAAUAUCUCACCGCAACAACCAACCGUCUGCAGCCGAUCAACUCAUGGCUCCCUUCGCGCCCAACUGCACCACCACCCCCAUACCAGUCUCUGCCUCCUAUCAACGCCUCCACUCCGAAUGGCAUGCCCGUCCUCCCACCCCCUGGCUCAGUCACUCAGCUCGCCCCCUCGCCCCCAUUGACUUCCACUGAAGUUCCUGAUACGAGUCUGCUGUCGACCAGUCUAGGUGGUGACGAUGUGCUCGCCUUCUUGGAUGGUUGCGAAUGGGCACAGUUUUCGAUGACUGCUCCAUCUGAGGUGGGUAUUCCCGCUGGCUGGUUGAGUACGGUCUGGGCACAGUUCGCCCGGUAG
This is a messenger RNA of Penicillium subrubescens, 2883 nucleotides long. Its product is annotated as putative C6 transcription factor. Gene Ontology annotation, molecular function: DNA binding; zinc ion binding; DNA-binding transcription factor activity, RNA polymerase II-specific. The record is from RefSeq and is a predicted model, not a curated record. Lineage: Eukaryota; Fungi; Ascomycota; Eurotiomycetes; Eurotiales; Aspergillaceae. Gene Ontology annotation, biological process: regulation of DNA-templated transcription; DNA-templated transcription. The transcript has a single exon. Gene Ontology annotation, cellular component: nucleus. The coding region runs from base 1 to 2883 and encodes 960 amino acids.